AUGAGCAAACUGAAGCUGCAGGUCGAGAGAGCGAUGUCGAAUGGCAUUGGUGCAGCGAGUGCUGCUUCUUCUAGCACCGGUGAGGAGCGCCGUGUGCGACGGCCAGUCAGAAAAGGGCACACCAAGAAGAAGCAGAAAGAGUCGGCAGCCCAGCACAAACACAGUACCCCAGUCCUGCUUCGAUCGCUGGCUGCUAUGUGCAAGGGGCGUCCACGGCCUCCUUUCCAUGCUUUGUCGGAUGACGUCCAGCCGAAAGCAAUGCCAAGCAAGCCGUUCAAGGAGGUGAACAUUAGGCCACCAGUGAAAGCCAUGCCGUCAAUGCCACCAGCUACAUCCUUGGGCGCAGCAUCCUCCAAAGCUGCUCCGCCUGUGGGCCCACCAGCAAAGGCGAUGCCAAAGGUGAAAGAAAAAAAUGAAAUCAAAGAGGAAUUGUUAGAAGUCAAAAAUGAAAUCAAAGAGUCCGUAGAAUCUUCAGAGGAGGAUGAGGUGAUGGAGUGCGAGGAGUAG
Molecule: messenger RNA, 507 nt
Organism: Cladocopium goreaui
Lineage: Eukaryota; Dinophyceae; Suessiales; Symbiodiniaceae
Source: the annotation of a GenBank genome assembly